This is a messenger RNA of Stereum hirsutum FP-91666 SS1, 486 nucleotides long. RefSeq lists its product as uncharacterized. The record is from RefSeq and is a predicted model, not a curated record. The coding region runs from base 1 to 486 and encodes 161 amino acids. The transcript is spliced from 3 exons. Lineage: Eukaryota; Fungi; Basidiomycota; Agaricomycetes; Russulales; Stereaceae.
AUGGAGGCGCAGGAAUGGUACUGUGACAACGACCUAUUUGCCACGGAGGAGCGUAUGAGAAUGAUGGAGUAUCGGGUAGAGAGGUUUGAGGAGGAGGAUUGGGAAGAGGAUUUGGGAGAGGGAAAAGACGAUUAUGAGAUUCUGAUAGGACAUGAGGAGUUGGACGAGGGGAGUGAGGGCAUGGGAUUUGUGCAAGGAUUAGGGAAUGAAGAGUUGGAAGAUUGGGAGUAUGAAGAAUCUGGUAUGUUGGUGGUGGAGUCCCUGCUGUCUUCAUGGCCGCCACUUCUUCCGUCAACACCGUCUAUUGCCCGUCUGAACAUCCACGCCUCCACCAUCAAUGUCAUCACUGUUGUCGGUAACUCCGCCAUCAUCGCCGUUGUCAAUAUAUAUUCCAAUCCUUCCACCCCGCUGCAAUCCAACAGACUUUUAAUUCAACUUCAUAAAAUGGCAGGUCCAGCGCCGUUCCGAACAUGGCAUCAUAUGUGA